Dromaius novaehollandiae (emu) is the source of this 2091-nucleotide messenger RNA. It is a transcript of the gene CCDC43, whose product is annotated as coiled-coil domain containing 43. Lineage: Eukaryota; Metazoa; Chordata; Aves; Casuariiformes; Dromaiidae. The record is from RefSeq and is a predicted model, not a curated record. Bases 60 to 707 code for a protein of 215 amino acids. The transcript is spliced from 5 exons.
GCGCGGUGGCGCCGCCCCGCCAGGCUCUGUGCGCGUGCGCGCGGCCCCGGCGCACCAAGAUGGCGGCGCCCAGCGCGGCGGAGGUGGGCGGCUUCGCGGCCUGGCUGGCGGGGCGGCUGGAGGCGCUGGGGCUGGACCGCGCCGUGUACAGCGCCUACAUCCAGGGGCUGCUCCGCGAGGAGGAGAGCGACGAGGAGAGGCUGGAGGCGCUGCGCGGCGUGCUGGCCGCCUGCCUGGAAGAAGAUCUCUUAAACGAUGUUUGCAGGGAAGUAGUCGAGAAGUGGUCUGAAACUCAGAUUGUUGACGCCAAAGAGAAAAAAGAAGAUGAGAUCCAAGCGAUUGCCAGCAUGAUGGAGAAGCAGGCCAAGAUCGUAGUGAAGCCAAAGGAGGUCUCCCAGGAAGAGAAGCAAAGGAAAGCUGCCCUCCUGGCCCAGUAUGCGAACGUGACAGAUGAGGAGGACGGUGAGGAUGAACAGGAUGGAUCCGCUGCAACAGCAGUAAAUAUUGGAUCGGAAAAAUCUUUGUUCCGAAACACGAACGUGGAGGAUGUCUUGAAUGCCAGGAAGCUGGAGCGGGAGCUGCUGCGAGAUGAGUUCCAGAAGAAAAAAGAGCAAGACAAACUCCAGCGAGAGAAAGAUAAACUAGCCAAGCAAGAGCGGAAGGAAAAGGAGAAGAAAAGGACACAAAAAGGAGAACGGAAGCGAUAGCUGUGGUUUUUUUGGUUGGACUCUGAAAGGAUGAAAUUAAUUAUGAAUAUGGUGUGUGUUUAAAAAGCAACAGAAAUUCUGGGCACGUGGCUGGUGAGUGGUUCUUUGGGAGCGUUUCCUCUUACAUUUACAUAGCAAGAAAGAAAUUUCAAACACCUCUUAAACUCCAGAUUGCCAUGUGCUUGUGGUGUCAAAUGUCCCAGUCAGUUCUUGUGGCCAAUGUCUGUACCAAAGAGUGGUGAAGUGAUGAUGUCUGUGUUUCAAAUUGAUCAAUUUUACUUCUAACCACUUCAAGCAAAGCAAAACAAGAUGUAGGAAAGGGCUUCCAAGCUGGCUGCGUCCUCAUGCUGGCCUAGGAUUUGCAGCAACGGCAUGUUACGAUUUGAGAAUAGAGCAAAGCCCCUUUCUGACCUGUAAUUAAGGAUAUGCUGCUACAGAGUGGAUGUGAAUUUACACUAGCCUUGAAAAAUGUAUUUACAAAUACAUUUAUAUAUGCUGCCAAGAACAAUGCUAUGUUUUUAUUCUGACUGAAUUGAAAGAGCAGGGUUUGGCUCUGACCUCAGCAACAGUAAAUGCUGUUCCACAGCGACGGAAGGGAAAUCUUAUGAAAUAUAUAUGAGUUCCAGCUCUGCGACUGCUUCACCCACAGGCUCUUGGUAAGGGGAAUGCCACAGUGAUUUGAAUGUCAGAGCAGCAGCAAACUGGUCAAGUCCUAAUGCUGUCUUACGGCUUGAUGCUGGUAGCUAGAAAAUGGUGCUCCCUGAUGUGGAAGAACAUCGACUGUUAUUCCUACGGUAGUUGCAAGGGCAAAUGCUUUAACGCUGGCUCAGUGCUGAGCAGCUGUGGCUGUAACCGAUUUGGACGCACUGGGUUUACCAGCAGGUCACCUCUCACCCGGCACAGCUGCAAGGAGGAGCUGUCCUAGCUGGGGAAAAGCAACAGGGUGUGAAUACUUCUCUUGCCCACGGAAGGACUAGUUUCUUGUGGUUUUCAGCCUCCUUCAUGAAAGUCUCACCUGCCUCUGGGAAGGAGAACACUAACUUCUGUGGACUGCACCUAAAGGAAGACCUGCAGCUCUUCAGGGGGGGCGGCAGGAACCGGUGUGCCCCAUCCACGUGCUGCUUUUUGUUAAAGCCCCUGCUUAGCUGUCAUCUAGGAUCAGGAGCACCUACAGCCUUACGGUCACACUUGCAAGCGUGUUCACUUGCAAGACUCCUUUUUGACGACGGGCAGCUCCUGACCAGCCGUUGAUGGUAACUGUCCUUAUCACCUGCUUUCAGCACCAGUCUGAUUAAGGGUUAAUGCAUCCUGUUUAAGUAACUGCUGCAAGUGUGAGUAACUGCUUUAUCUUUGGACUUGAAUAAUAAACCUGGUUGGCAAAGAA